AUGAGCGCGGAUGCCGAUGAGCAAGCAAAUGUUGUAAUGGUUGACUCCAUUGAUGAACUGAGACAGCAGCGUUAUACACGUUGGAAGAAGAAUUCAAAGCUCCACUAUGACUACCUGAACACCAACAGCACGAAAUGGCCAUCUUUAACGUGUCAAAUAUUUCCAGAUCUGGAUUUGGCGGGCGACGUGCACAGAAUUUUACUCUCGUCGUUCACCUCUUCACAGCUCCCCGAGGAUGAAUCGCUAUACGUCGGCAAGCUCUCAUCUAUGAAGCAUUUGGAUUGGAGUUCACUCAACAACUUCGACGCUGAUGAAAUGGAGUUCAAAAUAGACAAUUCGGUAAAACUGCCGCCCAAGAAUAUAGUAGAAGACUUGCGCAUCAAGUUUCCGGCUGGUGAUUGCAAUAGGGCUCGAUACUGUCCCUCAAAUCCAGACGUAAUAGGUGCUGCUUCCUCUAACGGAUCGGUAUACAUUUUCGACAAAACGAAACACGGAACUGCACGUCAGAAACUGAUUUCUGGCUCUGGCACUGAUGCUGACUACCAGAUCCAUUGCCAGCUAACGACGUCUGUAGAUGCUUCUUCCAAUGAAGCGGUAAGCUUGGCGUGGAAUUGGCAACAACAAAAUUUGCUCGCGACAAGCUAUUCUCGCGGACAAGUAUGCGUCUGGGAUCUCGAAAAGUUUCAAAAGGCAUCCCCAACACUCUUGGAGACACGCUUUAAAACCAGUGUCGAUCCCGAGGGCGCCAAUGACGUCUCGUGGAUGAUAAAUCACGAUUCCUUACUAGCAUGCUGUGGAGAGAGCAAUACAAUUAGUGUUCUCGAUAUCAGAACGGGCCAAGUCCCAACCCAACAUUCCCAAACCAAUGAGCAUCAUACAAGUGGUGUCAAUGCCUGCCAGUUCAGUUAUCAAAACGAUAUGCUAUUAUGUUCUGCAGAUUCUGACGGUAGAGUCAAUUUAUGGGAUAUACGAGACUUCACACAGCCUGUGAAGUCGUGGAAUCACGGCGGACCUGUCUCAACUCUACAGUGGAACCCACACUUUGCAACCGUCGUGGCUACUGCAGGCCAGGAAGACGGGUUGGUUAAGCUAUGGGAUCUGGCCCAGCCGGAAGAACAUCAGCUCAUCUUCACCCACGGCGGCCAUAUGUUGGGUGUCAAUGACAUUUCGUGGGACCAUCACGAUGCGUGGAUGAUGUGUAGUGUGGCCAACGAUAACUCGAUUCAGCUGUGGAGACCGUCCAGUAACCUGGUCGCGACCAGUAACCGCUAG
Lachancea nothofagi CBS 11611 is the source of this 1272-nucleotide messenger RNA. The record is from the annotation of a GenBank genome assembly. NCBI's taxonomy places the organism in Eukaryota, Fungi, Ascomycota, Saccharomycetes, Saccharomycetales, Saccharomycetaceae.